Xiphophorus maculatus (southern platyfish) is the source of this 3171-nucleotide messenger RNA. It is a transcript of the gene dnaaf4, whose product is annotated as dynein axonemal assembly factor 4. The coding region runs from base 111 to 1352 and encodes 413 amino acids. Gene Ontology annotation, molecular function: nuclear estrogen receptor binding. Lineage: Eukaryota; Metazoa; Chordata; Actinopteri; Cyprinodontiformes; Poeciliidae. The record is from RefSeq and is a predicted model, not a curated record. Gene Ontology annotation, biological process: heart development; cilium movement; outer dynein arm assembly. The transcript has 9 exons.
GACACAGGGAAACGCAGGGAAACUGGGUGGCCCAGAAUUUUAUGGAAAGGUGAAAUUUGAUAACAACAUUUGUGUUUUUAUCGGCAGCACCAACACGCGGUUUAGCUGACAUGCCACUGCACGUGACCGACUACACGUGGACCCAGACGGACUCCACGGUCCACAUCAGCGUGCCUUUAAAGGGAGCGACGGCUGCUGGAGUGGACAUCGUGUCAACGGAGGAGUAUCUAAAGGUCCAUUUUCCUCCCUUCCUGUUUGAGGCCUUCCUGUUCGAACCCAUCGAUGAUGACCGAAGCUCGGCGAAAGUCGGAAACGGCGUCGCUGUUUUCACUUUACCAAAAAAGACUCACAAAGUCUGGGAGCAUCUGAUGAUAACCACAGAUGAUAAAGAAACAAAGAAGGAGAUCAGAGCGAGAGCUUUACUGACACAGGAGCAGAAACUUUCUGCAGAGUUGAAACAAAAAGCUGAGAAACGGCAAGCAGAGAAGAAAUAUGCUCUGGAGACAAUGAUGAAGCUGGAGAAGGUGGAAAGAGACAGAAUCCAGCAGAUGAAGGACGCAGAGCGAGAGAAAACGACGGCAGAGCUGGCAGCGUGGCAGCUGAGGCAGAAACAGGAAGCAGAGAAAGCCCAACAGAACCAGAACCAUCAGAUCCAACAGAACCCAGACACAAAAACACCCGGAAGCAGACAAACGGAUAUCAGGAAGAACAAACAAGUUCACAGCGAUGCAGAGAAGAAGAAGAAGAAGAAGAUCCGAGCCCAGCUGCCUCCUCCCAGAACCUGCGGAAACAUUCCAGUUACGUUCACCCCUCGAGUUUUCCCGACAGCUCUCCGAGAGUCACGGGUUCCCGAAGAGGAAGAGUGGCUGAAGAAGCAGGCUGAGGCAAGGCGAGCGAUGAGUGCGGAGCUGGAGGAGCUGGAGGACCUGACGGAGGAGGAGAGGAACCCCGACUGGCUGAAGCAGAAGGGCGACAAGUGUUUCUCAAACGGAGACUACGUGGGAGCGGUGAAUGCGUACACUCUGGGGAUCCGCCUCAACAGGAAGUUGCCUGCUCUCUACUCAAACAGAGCGGCGUGUCACCUGAAGCUCAGGAAUCUGCACAAAGCCAUCGAGGACUCCUCCAAGGCUCUGGACCUGUUGACCCCAGCCGUUUCUGCCAACGCUGCAGCCAGAGUCCGAGCCAGAGUCCGCCGAGGAUCCGCAUUCUGCCAGCUGGAGCUCUACACUGAAGGACUACAAGACUAUGAAGCAGCUCUGAAGAUCGAGCCCCACAAUGAGGCGCUGCAGAGGGACGCCCAGAUAAUCCGAGACAUAAUCCAAGGUUCUGCUGAACAAAAUGGGACACAGUGAGACACAAAGACACGAGUCAAAGUCACCUGGAACAGAGAGACCGGUGGUAUAUAUAGAUUAACUAAUACUUUAAACACAACUGGAGCAUCAAAAGUUUUAUUCUUAACUAAAAUGAUUUCAUUUGUUGUUUUCUAGAGACUUCAGUGACAGAAUAAACUUUUUAAUAAUUAUUUGUACCUUAUUAAAGGGUGUUUGGUGUUUAGUCAGUUUAUUUUAUUUAUACUCAGUCUGUAAAUGUUUUUUCUUCUUUCAACAUUAAAGCAAAAAUAUUUAAGAAUCCAGAAAAACUGAUUAAGUUGGUUGGGAUAAAAAUAUUCCUUAAAUCAAAAAACUUUGUGUUGGUGCUCAGAGUGUGUUCUUAGCUCAGGAAUAUGCAACCUUUAAAAUCCAAAUAGUCCUUUUUGCCUUCAGUUCAGCUAAAUAAAAACUUGUUUAGAGCCACAAAUGUUACACGACCUUUCAGAAAAAUACUUGUAACUGUUGAUGAAUAUCUUAUGUAGGGAACAUAUUACCAUACUUGUACAACUUUUAGUUUUUAACAGAGGGGAAAACAAAAAAAUAGCAAAAGGUGGAUGGAUACAAAUUAAAAUAUUGUAAAGAAGCACAAAUUUCCUAAUCUAACAAGAAGAAAAAUGUAUCUACAAAAAAAUACAGGUAAUUUUUAGUCUCUUUCUGUUGUGGAAAUGCAAUUUAAAAAAACAAAACAGAAAACUGCUACAUUUUUUAUUCAUUCUUUUUUUGUCAGAGCCUAUUAAGAGGAAGGUCCAGAGAGCUGCAGGUUGCAGAUCCCUGGUUUAACUCAAUAAGGAAGUUUGUUGUUUCUGGUCCUUGUGCGACCUCAUGUGGCGAACAUCACCAAUUACAUCCGCGGGCAAUGCAUCUGGGUGAAACUGACCCUACAUCAUCAUUUUUGACAUUUUUGUUUCUCCACAACUUUCUUCUACUCCGCUACUUCAAUUUGAACUUUGACUAUGCCAGUGCAUCACUUUGAUAGUUUUCUGUGUGUCUGUUGUUGUGUUUAGCAAAUGGACAAUCAUUGUCCAUUGGCUAAUUCACAGUUGACUCCCAGAUAAUCUUGUCUGUAAAACAUAAACAAAUCAUCAGGCCUCCUCCUCCUAAAUGCUGAUGAGGUUUUGGUUCUAACAUGAUAAGUUUGGUUUUCUCCAAACAUCUCAAUUUUGGGAUCAUCUGUCUGCGAUGUGGUUUUCAAGCUGUUAUCGCAGAGCAUCAUAGAUGGAAUGAAGUAUUAGUGGAAACUAGGGAGGUCGAUUAAUGGUUUAUUAGAUUAAAAUUAGUUCCAACCGAUUAAACUUUCUUUUGGUGUUGCAGUUUGGCCGCCAUCCAGCAGGGGGCGCCGCUGGUCAUCCGUAAGCAGAACCGUUGAUGCAAAAACAAAGAUGGCGGCGGAGCCAUAACGGGAGAGAGAAACGGUCCAAGCAGUCCGGUGUGGGAUGGAAAUUGACUUUAUGCGGUUCUGCUUGGAAAUAUAAACUAACGGCAAUUUCCUUAAGUUGUUUUGAAAUAUAAAUGCUUGUCAAUCUCGUUAAGUUUGACUUUAAUAUCGCGCAUUCAGCCGAGCUACGAGAUGGAGGAAUGACAACUUCUCCUUAAAAAUUAUUGAUGUGCCACAAAGGUGAGGAGCUAAUGACAGAAAAUCAAACUGCGUAACACGAUUUUAACAAACAUGACGCAAACAAGCAAGGUUGAUUUUGAGGUCUGUGGUGAGUUUUAAGUUUUAACAUUCCUUCAAGAGCAACAACAAACGAUUCUUAUGAAUAUCUUUGUUAAUGUGGAAGUGUUUAACAUUUUAUUCUUGCCA